Molecule: messenger RNA, 2580 nt
Organism: Triticum aestivum (bread wheat)
Lineage: Eukaryota; Viridiplantae; Streptophyta; Magnoliopsida; Poales; Poaceae
Product: probable methyltransferase PMT21
Exons: 4
Coding region: 365-2191 (608 amino acids)
Cellular component (GO): endosome; cytoplasm; trans-Golgi network
Molecular function (GO): methyltransferase activity
Source: RefSeq, a predicted model, not a curated record
CUACACAAACAGAGGGCGGCCAGGCCACCGCUAGAGAUACUCCCAUAAUUGCCUGCCCAAUCAGCCUGCCAAUUCUCGUUUGUUAUAAUCUGGUCGUUUUGUUUAGGCGUGAUAAUCCUUCUAUUUUUAUAUUCAUUCAGAUCUAACCUAGUAAUGGAGUAGUAACGUAAAUCUCCUUGGCGUGCCGAGAGCCGAUCAGCCCACACGCAUCUGCCUUCCUUCCCGGCUAGCAGCUAUAUAUCGACCGACCAAUCGAUCGUGUUCAAGACCUCGCAACCUCUGCUCCCUGGUUCCGUUCGUUUGGUUCCAAACUUCCAAUUCAGCCCAAAGACCCAAUCCCAUCCGCAGGGCAGAGGGCAGGGCGAUGAAGUACAGCAAGGAGGCCAAGCCCGAGAGGGCGGGCGGCGGCGGCGGCGGCGCCAGGGCCGUGCCGGUGGCGCUCAUGCUCCUCCUCCUCUGCGGCUUCUCCUUCUACCUCGGCGGCAUGUACAGCACCGGCCGCACCUUCACCUUCUCCUCCACCACCACCAGCAUCAUCCCCAUCGUCUCCACGGCGAAGCAGGAGGGCUCCGCGAUCGCGCUCGCCAUUGCCAGGAACGGCAACGGCGACGACGAGGUCGAGUUUUCAGAGUGCCCCGCUGAUUACCAGGACUACACCCCCUGCACCGACCCCAAGCGCUGGAGGAGGUACGGGAACUACCGGCUCAGCUUCAUGGAGCGGCACUGCCCGCCGCCGCCGGAGCGCGCCGUCUGCCUGGUGCCCCCGCCGCGGGGCUACAAGCCGCCCAUCCGCUGGCCCAAGAGCAAGGACCAGUGCUGGUACCGCAACGUGCCCUACGACUGGAUCAACAGCCAGAAGUCCAACCAGCACUGGCUCCGCAAGGACGGCGACCGCUUCACCUUCCCCGGCGGCGGCACCAUGUUCCCCAACGGCGUCGGCGCGUACGUCGACCUCAUGGCCGACCUGAUCCCCGGCAUGAAGGACGGCAGCGUGCGCACCGCGCUCGACACGGGCUGCGGCGUCGCCAGCUGGGGCGGCGACCUGCUGGCCCGCAACAUCCUGACCGUGUCGCUGGCGCCCAGGGACAACCACGAGGCCCAGGUGCAGUUCGCGCUGGAGCGCGGCAUCCCGGCCAUCCUCGGCAUCAUCUCCACGCAGCGCCUGCCCAUCCCCUCGGCCUCCAUGGACAUGGCGCACUGCUCCAGGUGCCUCAUCCCGUGGACGGAGUUCGGCGGGCUCUACCUGAUGGAGAUCCAGCGGGUGCUCCGGCCCGGCGGCUUCUGGGUGCUCUCGGGCCCGCCCAUCAACUACGAGAACCGGUGGCACGGCUGGAACACCACGGUGGAGGCGCAGAAAGCCGACUUCGACCGGCUCAAGAAGAUGCUCGCCAGCAUGUGCUUCCGGCUGUACAACAAGAAGGGCGACAUCGCGGUGUGGCAGAAGUCCCUCGACGCCGGCUGCUACGACAAGCUGACGCCGGUGACCACCCCGGCCAAGUGCGACGACAGCGUCGACGCCGACGCCGCGUGGUACGUGCCCAUGCGCUCCUGCGUGACCGCGCCCAGCCCCAAGUCCCGCGGCAAGGCGCUGCCCAAGUGGCCCCAGAGGCUGAGCGUCGCGCCGGAGCGCGUCUCCGUUGUCCCCGGCGGCAGCGGCAGCGCCAUGAAGCACGACGACGGCAAGUGGAAGGCGGCCACGAAGCACUACAAGGCGCUGCUGCCCGCGCUGGGGAGCGACAAGGUGCGGAACGUCAUGGACAUGAGCGCCGUCUACGGAGGGUUCGCGGCGAGCCUCGUCAAGGACCCCGUGUGGGUCAUGAACGUCGUCUCCUCCUACGGGCCCAACUCCCUCGGCGUCGUCUACGACAGAGGACUCAUCGGCACCAACCACGACUGGUGCGAGGCCUUCUCCACGUACCCACGGACGUACGAUCUGCUGCACGCCGACGGCCUGUUCACCGCAGAAUCACACAGAUGCGAGAUGAAAUUUGUGCUUGUUGAGAUGGACCGCAUCCUUCGUCCGACCGGCUACGCCAUCAUCCGGGACAACCCCUACUUCCUCGACUCCGUGGCCUCCAUCGCCAAGGGGAUGAGAUGGACCUGCGACAGGCACGACACCGAGAACAAGGAGAAUGAGAAGGAGAAGCUCCUCAUCUGCCACAAGCAGCUCUGGUCGGCAAAGAAGGCAUAGCUGCGAACCAGCAGUCUCAGUGACAGGAAUUGACCAUGAUCCCACGGAAAGGCGAGGGCGAUUCAUAGUCGACACUUUGAUAGAACAAGGGGGGGUUCAUAGUCAUCAAAAUAAACUACAUGAGUAAUAUAAAUAUAGUUUUAUCAUAUUCAUAUAUAGGAGGAUCCAAUAGUUAGCUAUUGAUCACACAACAGUUGAUUCUUUUUCUUUGCGGAAGAACCAGGGGAGGUAAAGUUUGGUGAGUCACCUGUAAGUUGUUAUCCGAAUACUGUAUGCAUGUCCUAUAGCUAGUCGGUACUGUGAUUGUAAUCGAGCAAUCAAGCGGGGUGGCUAUAAAUAUUAUUUAUUCAAAUAUUUAUGGAGCACGAAGUGAUAGUGAUGCAGUGUCA